This is a messenger RNA of Klebsormidium nitens, 1122 nucleotides long. The record is from the annotation of a GenBank genome assembly. NCBI's taxonomy places the organism in Eukaryota, Viridiplantae, Streptophyta, Klebsormidiophyceae, Klebsormidiales, Klebsormidiaceae.
GUCGCCAGCUUUCCGGCUCUCGGCUACCGUAGCUUCUGAAUCUCAGUACUGCUUGCCACAGGCUCUAUUCUCCAUGAUACCUAGGUACUGCGAUGAGAUUUAGUUUUCUUUCCGCCCCUUCCUUGCCAGCUGUUAAUUUGCUUUGCUUGCUUUCCAACACCUGUUUCCGAUUCGACACGUCCGACUUUAGCUGGCAGAGAUCAAUCAACCCCUUGCUUUUGAAGAGUCUUCCGUCCAGUUUCUUCCACAUUUCAUCCUCCCCACAUUCCAACUUCGAAACAAGAACUUGCUUAGCAAAGAAGCGCCCUAAACGCAGGCCUAUCUUCAACAUUCUCGCAAGAAACCGCGCCGCGAACGCAACAAGCUUCAUCUCGCAAAGAUGUCGUCUCAGGACAAGGUUGAGCUUCAGGGGGGGUCUGGCCCCGAGUAUGAGUACCCUACCACUGAGAAGGAUGAGCCCGUACCCGUUGUUGGGGAGGGCGAGGAGCAGGGCCUCAUGGGCACUCCGGUGGGUCCCGUCGACACCUCAACGGAGGACGUGACCGGAAAGAAGGAAACGGAAUUGAGCGAUGACGCCAUCGCCCAAGAGGAGGAGAGGGAGCAGCAAGAGGCCGGCACCUUCACUGAGGAUAUGACGAAGAACACAAAGCAGCCUGGAGAGGGAACUGGCCCCGACGAGGAUCCGGACUACGUCCCUGGACAGGAAUAAAUAAUGCAUAGGAGGGUCCAAAUUUUGGCUGUAAAUACGACAGGUGAUAUUUUGUAGUUCUUGGGUGAAACUGUUUUGAUGGUGAGACCGGGCGGUCACUGUAGUAUGAUGGGCAUUGAGCCUUUGUUAAACUAACUUUGUCAAAAUCUGUCAAACUUCAUGAAAUGCAGUAGCGUGUAUGAAUCGGCGUCGUUUCAAAACUUUUUCGAGCGGUUUUUUCCACAUCCUGUUUGAUAUUGUGUGCCAUCUGGCAUGAUCAAGAAAAUUAGGUAGAAGUAUCCUUUGGAUACUACGAAACCACAACUACCGAUCACAUAACUGUAACUACCAUACAUGAGAUGAGGGAAGGGAAGUAUAUUUGGUGAAUCAUACCCACGAUCAAUAGGUAACUUAGGUAAAACCCAUAAAGCCCU